AGGUAUUCGUUAUAGUUUGGAUGUUAGUGUGGAUGAAGUGAAAGCCUUAGCAUCUCUAAUGACAUACAAGUGUGCUGUGGUUGAUGUGCCAUUUGGUGGGGCAAAGGCUGGUGUCAAGAUCAAUCCCAAGAACUACACAGACAAUGAAUUGGAAAAGAUCACAAGAAGGUUCACCAUGGAGCUGGCAAAAAAGGGCUUUAUUGGACCUGGUGUUGAUGUGCCUGCUCCUGAUAUGAGCACAGGGGAGAGGGAGAUGUCCUGGAUUGCCGACACCUAUGCCAGUACCAUAGGACACUAUGAUAUUAACGCACAUGCAUGCGUAACUGGUAAACCCAUCAGCCAGGGUGGGAUCCAUGGACGUAUAUCUGCAACUGGUCGUGGCCUCUUCCAUGGAAUUGAAAACUUCAUCAAUGAAGCAUCAUAUAUGAGUAUAUUAGGAAUGACCCCUGGAUUUGGGGAUAAAACGUUUGCUGUUCAGGGAUUUGGUAACGUGGGCUUGCAUUCUAUGAGAUACUUGCAUCGUUUUGGAGCAAAGUGCGUUGCUGUUGGAGAGUUUAAUGGUUCUAUCUGGAAUCCUGAUGGGAUUGACCCAAAGGAACUAGAAGAUUACAAAUUGCAACACGGGACAAUCAUGGGCUUCCCUAAAGCACAGACACUUGAGGGCAGUAUUCUGGAAACAGACUGUGAUAUUCUCAUCCCUGCUGCCAGCGAGAAGCAGUUGACUAAGGCCAACGCUCACAAGGUUAAAGCAAAAAUUAUUGCUGAAGGUGCCAAUGGCCCUACGACUCCUGAAGCUGACAAAAUCUUCUUGGAGCGGAAUAUCAUGGUUAUCCCUGAUCUUUACCUGAAUGCUGGUGGUGUAACAGUAUCCUAUUUUGAGUGGCUGAAAAACUUGAACCACGUCAGCUAUGGUCGCUUGACUUUUAAAUAUGAAAGGGAUUCAAACUACCACUUGCUCAUGUCUGUCCAGGAAAGCUUGGAAAGAAAAUUUGGGAAACACGGUGGAACUAUUCCAGUUGUGCCUACAGCAGAAUUUCAAGAUAGGAUAUCGGGUGCGUCUGAGAAAGACAUUGUCCACUCUGGGUUGGCUUAUACAAUGGAGCGUUCUGCCCGGCAAAUCAUGCGUACUGCCAUGAAGUACAACCUGGGUCUGGACCUGAGAACAGCUGCCUACGUCAAUGCAAUCGAGAAAGUCUUCAAAGUGUACAAUGAGGCUGGCCUGACCUUUACAUAAAUAGGCCAUUACUGCUCCUUAUUGUAUCCCAUCCCUCUCGCCGUUAAUGUACCCUCUUCUUGAAAAAGCUUAUCACAAGUUUACAUGUAACCACAAAAUUUUCUUUUCUUCUGACAUUAUAGUGGAUUCUAUUCUUUA
Messenger RNA from Egretta garzetta (little egret), 1372 nucleotides. It is a transcript of the gene GLUD1, whose product is annotated as glutamate dehydrogenase 1. The coding region runs from base 59 to 1234 and encodes 391 amino acids. The record is from RefSeq and is a predicted model, not a curated record. Gene Ontology annotation, biological process: L-glutamate catabolic process. Gene Ontology annotation, molecular function: L-glutamate dehydrogenase (NAD+) activity. Gene Ontology annotation, cellular component: mitochondrion. NCBI's taxonomy places the organism in Eukaryota, Metazoa, Chordata, Aves, Pelecaniformes, Ardeidae. The transcript has 12 exons.